AGGGAGAGAAGUGGCGUCUCUCUGUUGGCUUGGAUCAGCGAAGCCACUAGGGCCCUCAGUCAUCAUGGCCUUGAAAUCCGACGACCCCUCUAUCGGGUUCCACCACGACGGGGUGGUGGCCUUCAUCAACAAGAAAAUGGCCCUGCAUGGGAAAGGCUCCGAAUUCUACCUCGAGAAUACGUCCGUGUCCUGGGAGGAGGUGGAGGACAAGCUUGGGGCCAUCCUGGAGGACAGUGCGGUGCCCUGCGAGGCCAAGGAGGCCUGUGCGUGGGGCGGCCUGGCCCUGGGCCUGCGCUUCACCCGCAGGCAAGGACAGUUACAGGAGCGCAGGGUGCAGCGGAUGCAGGAAUUCUCUAGACUGCACAAGUCGGCCGCGCAGGCCCUCGCCUCAGACCUGCAGACGCUCGUACAGCGGGAGAUGGAGCGCAAGGAGGCGGCCUUCCGGCUGCAGCUAACCCAGGCCAGUCUUGAGGAGGUGCGGAAGGAGCUGGACCUGCUGAGGUGGAAGCUCCUCCAGGCGGAUCUGGGGUCUCCCCUAGAGCAGGCCGCAGGGUGGCCAGGGCCGGCCACUGCUGGGGGGGCCAUGACUGCAGGAGGAGGAGAGGAAGAAGAGGCGCAGUGGCGGCUCAGGAGUAUGGCCUGGCAUGGGUGA
Molecule: messenger RNA, 652 nt
Organism: Choloepus didactylus (southern two-toed sloth)
Lineage: Eukaryota; Metazoa; Chordata; Mammalia; Pilosa; Megalonychidae
Gene: TEX13B
Product: testis expressed 13B
Source: RefSeq, a predicted model, not a curated record